AUGUCCGACGGCGACUCCGAUUUCCUGCUCAAGCUCUUGGCCCUCGGAGAUUCCGGAGUCGGGAAAACCACGUUCCUGUUCCGUUACACGGAGAAUUCCUUCAAUCCCAAAUUUAUCGCCACCGUCGGCAUCGACUUCCGGGAAAAACGAGUGGUUUAUCCCAGGCCCGGAUCCGACGGAUCUCCGGGAAAAACCUUCAAGGUCCAUCUGCAGCUCUGGGACACGGCCGGGCAGGAGAGAUUCCGGAGCCUGACGAGGGCGUUUUUCCGGGAUGCGAUGGGAUUCCUGCUCAUCUUCGACCUCACCAACUUCCAGAGUUUCCUCAACGUCCGGGAUUGGAUGA
Neopelma chrysocephalum (saffron-crested tyrant-manakin) is the source of this 343-nucleotide messenger RNA. RefSeq names its product ras-related protein Rab-27B-like. Gene Ontology annotation, cellular component: secretory granule; melanosome. The record is from RefSeq and is a predicted model, not a curated record. The transcript is spliced from 3 exons. NCBI's taxonomy places the organism in Eukaryota, Metazoa, Chordata, Aves, Passeriformes, Pipridae. The annotation marks the transcript as partial. Gene Ontology annotation, molecular function: GTP binding; GTPase activity. Gene Ontology annotation, biological process: melanosome transport; positive regulation of exocytosis.